Sus scrofa (pig) is the source of this 2611-nucleotide messenger RNA. RefSeq names its product FKBP prolyl isomerase 14 (gene FKBP14). Lineage: Eukaryota; Metazoa; Chordata; Mammalia; Artiodactyla; Suidae. Gene Ontology annotation, molecular function: calcium ion binding; peptidyl-prolyl cis-trans isomerase activity. The record is from RefSeq and is marked validated.
AGUUCGAAGUUGCACGGGAAAGUUGUCCGUAGUGAAUGUGCCACGUCUACUGGGAGGGAGAGUUAUGAACUUGCCAGAGGCUGUUGUCCUAAGCUUUCAACUACAUUUUUAACUCUAUGAGGUCGGGGGCCCUUUCUCUGUUUUUCUAGGAACUUCUUUCCUGCUCUGGCAACAUGAGGCUUUUCUUGUGGAACGCGGUCCUGACGCUGUUAGUCACUUCUUCGAGCGGGGCUCUGAUCCCUGAACCAGAAGUGAAGAUUGAAGUGCUCCAGAAGCCAUUCAUCUGCCAUCGCAAGACCAAAGGGGGGGAUUUGAUGCUGGUCCACUAUGAAGGCUACUUAGAAAAGGACGGCUCCUUAUUUCACUCCACUCACAAACAUAACAAUGGUCAGCCUAUUUGGUUUACCCUGGGCAUCUUGGAGGCUCUCAAAGGUUGGGACCAGGGUUUGAAGGGAAUGUGUGUAGGAGAGAAGAGAAAGCUCAUCAUUCCUCCUGCCUUGGGCUAUGGAAAAGAAGGAAAAGGUAAAAUUCCCCCGGAGAGUACACUGAUAUUUAACAUCGAUCUCCUGGAGAUUCGAAAUGGACCAAGAUCCCAUGAAUCAUUCCAAGAAAUGGAUCUUAAUGAUGACUGGAAACUCUCUAAAGAUGAGGUUAAAGUGUAUUUAAAGAAGGAAUUUGAAAAGCAUGGUGCUGUGGUGAAUGAAAGUCAUCAUGAUGUUUUGGUGGAGGAUAUUUUUGAUAAAGAAGAUGAAGAUAAAGAUGGAUUUAUAUCUGCCAGAGAAUUUACAUAUAAACAUGAUGAGUUAUAGAGACACAACUGCCCAUUUUAUGUAGCAUCCAUCCUUAAAAGAGAGGGUAACCAUCUUGAAAGAAAGUCUUAUUUGUUCAUAAUAUUCUGUUCAUUGUUUUUUAUUUUUAAUAUUUUUUUCUGAAUAUUAUAUGAAGAACUCCUUAGCGUUUCUAAGGACCCAUUUCUUUCUGGUGAGUUAUUGGGAAGAAAAAAACUGAUUUGUCUUGGAACAGAAGACUUCCGGACCAUUUUCACUUUCACAUAUGAAGCCUCAUGUUUUACUUGCUGGCUUCUAAUUUUAAAAUAUUGUGGCCCUAAAAAGACAAAAGACAAAAAAUAAAAUAAAAUAUUGCAACUGGGAACAUGCCCAACCUAGGACCAAGUUAUAGCACAAAUCAGCACCCUUUAUUUCUUCUUCCCUCUGUUUUCUCCAAGUUAGAUGCUAAUAUUUCACAAUUGCCCAAGGCUUAUUAUUUUCAUAUUAUAAUGAAACUAUGUCUGUAACUGCGUUUGAAUCUCUGCUUGAGAAAAGAGGAGAAUGGCUAUUGAACUCUAUUUGUUAAGAGUUACUGCUUUACUGAGAUGUGCAAUGCUGAAGUGAAUAAGAGAGUCAAUAAUUUAUAAAUAUGUAUACAUUGAAAUAUUCUGCCUAGGAUUUAAGCUACAUAGGUUGGGUUCCUAGUGAUGAAUGACCUGUCAUGAUUAAUGGAACAAAUUAUUUAUGUGUUUAUUUCUUCAUAAUACAUGUGUCAAAGUAUUGUAGAGGAGGUAGAGAGUUGUACUGAGUCGUUGUUUACUUUUUAAGGCUAGGGGAUUACCCUUCCUGGUUCUUAAUUAAUAAAGUCUGUAACUAAUAUAUUAUGCUACAGUAACACUGUUUUAUAAGAGAAAGUAGUAAGCGAAUUGAAUUUUUCCCAUUUCUACUUCAUCAAAAAAAAAAAAAAAAAAAAAAAGAGGCAGACCCACAGCAGCUGCUAUUGAAUAGAGGUCUAUCCUGGGUCAAAAAAAUGAUUUUAUAGUUUUAUCUUAAAUUGGAAUUUUUCCUUAAUACUUUUUUAAAAAUUGCCCAAAUAUCCAUUUGCUAAGAAUAGCCCUUUAUAAGUUUACAAAGUGAUCUCAUGUGCACCAUUGUCUGAUUCUCAUUGCUCUGAAGCCAAUGAAAAAAAGAGGAUAGGAGUUCCUGUCGUGGCGCAGUGGUUAACGAAUCCGACUAGGAACCAUGGGGUUGCGGGUUCGGUCCCUGCCCUUGCUCAGUGGGUUAACGAUCCGGCGUUGCCGUGAGCUGUGGUGUAGGUUGCAGACGCGGCUCGGAUCCUGUGUUGCUGUGGCUCUGGCAUAGGCUGGCGGCUACAGCUCCGAUCAACCCCUAGCCUGGGGACCUCCAUAUGCCGCGGGAGCGGCCCAAGAAAUAGCAAAAAGACAAAAAAAAAAAAAAAAAAAAAAGAGGAUAGAUCUUAAUGUACCUAUUUUAUAGAUGAGGAAAUUGUCAUUCAAGGAAAUUGAUUCUUGUGCCCAAGAUCACCAUCUAACUUGUAGAACCAGAUUUCAGUCCCCAAGUUCAGUAUCUUUCUAUUGCCCUGUACCAUUUUUUUUAAAAAGUGAAAAUAUUCUUUGAAUUCAUUGGCCCUAAUUCUCUCUUCAGUUUGCUCUCCUAGUAGUCAACUCUGGUUUUUUUCUUUAGGCCCAUAUCCUUUGAAGACCAUUAACUGGCUGUUUCUGGUACUUUUGAAUUCUCCCCAUGAUCCAGAAAUGGCUCUCUUUUCCUUGAAUAAUCUUGGGGUGAGCACUGAAUUGCCUUAAAAACCCUAUGCAGUGAGAGGG